AAUGAUAAUAAACAAUUAAUGCUACAAAAAACAUUGCAGUGAACUGGUAUUUUAUAAGUAUUAUGUGGACUCUUACAGAAUCAAGUUUUUUUCCUAUGCCUUCACAGGGUAACAUCUAUUCCUCUUCGGUGUUAACAACUGUUGACGGUAGUCAUAAAAUUCUUAUAGCCUUUCAAAAAAAGAAAAUAAUUACUCUAGAGCCAGGGAUUGAAGAUGGUGAAAUUGAACCUAUUGCAAAAGAGUUAAAAUUUUCCAAUAUUCCAAGUAAUGUAGAAAUUAUUUCAAUUCAUUUAAUAAAUAAAUCCAAAACCUGUAAUCACUUUGCAGUUGGAAUAACAUAUCUUAAGAUUAUAGGAGAUGAUGACCCAGUUUCUUACUUAAAUAUUUAUUCAGGCUCACAGAAUUCAGCAUUAGAGACUAUAACACAAAACUGUGAAGUAAUUCAAUUAAGUUUUAUCCCUUAUCAACUUAAUCAUGGUACAUAUUUAAAGGAAACACCUGAAGUUAUGUGGUUAUUGUCUGGAAGUGAUGGUAGAAUACAUGCAUACAAUGUAAAUGAACCAAUUCAGGAACAAAAUAUAUUAAACUACUUUGUUGAGUAUCAAGAAUUAGCGGAUUCAACAAUAUUAUGCUUUGAUACAAAAUCAUUCAAUAACUAUAAAAAAAGGGUAUCAUUCUUUGGAUGUGAAUCAGGCUAUACAAUGUUUUCUAUAGUAGAUACUACAAAGAAUCAAAUUUUACAUUAUUUUUAUGAACAUUAUCAAUUUCCAGUUUCAGUGAUGAAACUAUUCAAUCUUAAUAACAAAACAGUCAAAUUAGAUAAUAUCUUAACAGAUAAUAACAUAUCAGAUAGUGAUUGUAUAGAUGAAAAAAACAAAGUUUGUUUGCUUAUAACAAAUGCAGUUGAACCUUCUUUAGUUUAUAUGAAUGUCUUAGAGGAUUACUUAGGUAAUAUGAUCAUGUUAACUAAUAGUGACAGUCAUGAUGCAAUAAUUUGUGCAACAGCUGCUGAUGUUAAUUUUGAUUCUAUAAACGAAAUUUUACUUGGAUCCUAUGGUCAUAGUAUAUUAAUAUACACAUUUAAGGGUGAUAAAUGGUUAAAAGAGCCAGUUAUAGCAUUAAGAUAUCCCAUUAAUGGACUUUGGUAUUUAGAUAUAACAAAUCAAGGCGUAAAAGAUUUAAUAGUGAUAAGUGAACGUGGUAUUCACAUUUUUAAACAUGAUCCACGUCAUAUAUUAGACAUAUUGAAAAAACGUUUAAAAACCAGUAAGUAAUAUUUUUUUAAUAAAAUUAAUAACUAAAGUUGUAUCACAUGAAACCAAACUUCUAAAUAUUGUUUUUUAUGUAUUAAAUAAAAAGUUGUUUUUAUUUUAA
Molecule: messenger RNA, 1374 nt
Organism: Daktulosphaira vitifoliae (grape phylloxera)
Lineage: Eukaryota; Metazoa; Arthropoda; Insecta; Hemiptera; Phylloxeridae
Product: KICSTOR complex protein kaptin-like
Exons: 9
Coding region: 63-1274 (403 amino acids)
Biological process (GO): negative regulation of TORC1 signaling; cellular response to amino acid starvation; actin filament organization
Cellular component (GO): KICSTOR complex; actin cytoskeleton; lamellipodium
Molecular function (GO): actin filament binding
Source: RefSeq, a predicted model, not a curated record